AUGUUGCUACCAUUUUACUUUGGCACUUUCUUCUUCAAAUUCCGACUUCGUAUCUGCAUUCACCACCGCCAUUUGACCGGUUGGAAGUGGAGAAACAAAAUGGACAUGUCUUGUGUUUAUGGGCAAUAUCCCAAUUCUACCUUUGGGAAGCCCACCGCCUCUACAAGUUCACUCUUCACAGCUCAGUUUCUAGCAGUGCCUCAAAAUAGCGGAAUCCGUAUUACUAAUAUCAAGUUCUCGCCUCGUAUAAUUGCGUCUAGAGCAGCAUUGGAUUCAAAGGACCUCAACGUGGAUGUUAAGCUAGGCAAUGAUACAUCUGCAAGUACAAGUAAUAGUAGUGGCGGUGGCAUUCUGAAUGGGAAGGCUGCCAAAGGGUCAGGGACCACAGCCAGAGGACGCCGGUUGUUGAGGGUUCGAGAGGAGAAGAGGAAGCGCGAAUAUGAUCAUCUCCGUAACUAUCCUGCUUGGGCAAAGGUGUUGGAAGAUGCUUGUAAAAAUGAUUCGGAGCUUCGAGCUGUUCUGGGUGAUAGCAUUGGUAACCCAGAACUUAUGAGAAAAAGAGUUGAAGAAAGAGUUCGACAGAAAGGGCGGAAUUUUGAGAAAUCCAAAACAGGAUCAGUCCUUGCCUUCAAAGUCAGCUUUAGAGAUUUUAAUCCUCUAGAUUCCUACAUAUGGUUUGAAUUAUAUGGAUCGCCGUCGGACCGAGAUGUAGAUCUUCUUGGUAGUGUUAUUCAGUCAUGGUACGUGAUGGGUCGCUUAGGUGCAUUCAAUUCAUCCAAUCUACAGAUGGCAAGUUCAUCUAUGGAAUACAAUCCUUUGUACGAUGCAGAUAAGGGUUUUAAGGUGAUGCCUUCAUCGUUCCAUGAUAUAAGUAACGUUGAAUUCCAGGACAACUGGGGCAGGAUUUGGGUAGACCUUGGAACGGCUGAUUUCUUUUCAAUCGACGUUCUCCUCAAUUGCUUGACUGUAUUAAGCUCAGAGUAUUUGGGCAUUCAACAGGUAGUUUUUGGCGGGCGCAGAAUGGGAGAUUGGGAAGAGGGGAUGACUAGUCCUGACUAUGGCUACAAAUACUUCAAAAUCUGA
Messenger RNA from Fraxinus pennsylvanica, 1083 nucleotides. The record is from the annotation of a GenBank genome assembly. Lineage: Eukaryota; Viridiplantae; Streptophyta; Magnoliopsida; Lamiales; Oleaceae.